This is a messenger RNA of Miscanthus lutarioriparius, 2250 nucleotides long. NCBI's taxonomy places the organism in Eukaryota, Viridiplantae, Streptophyta, Magnoliopsida, Poales, Poaceae. The record is from the annotation of a GenBank genome assembly.
AUGUCGAAGGCGAAGAACAAUAAUGGUUAUCUUGGAGUCACUGAGCCAAUCUCGCUGAGUGGACCGACUGAGAAGGACCUUAUGCAGACAACUGAGGUUGAAAAGUACCUUUCAGAUGCAGGACUCUAUGAGAGCCAAGAUGAGGCUGUCUUGCGAGAAGAGGUUUUAGGCAAGCUGGACCAGACUGUGAAAGCUUGGAUUAAGAAGGCUACUAGGAUCAGCGGGUUUGGGGAGCAAUUUGUGCAUGAAGCAAAUGCAAAGAUCUUUACAUUUGGUUCAUACCGUCUUGGGGUACAUGGCCCUGGUGCCGACAUUGACACCCUAUGUGUUGGUCCAAGACAUGCAACUCGAAACGAGUACUUCUUCAGAUGGCUUCACGAUAUGUUAGCUGAGAUGCCAGAAGUUUCCGAGUUACAUCCAGUACCAGAUGCUCAUGUGCCUGUUCUGGGGUUCAAAAUUAAUGGGGUCUCUAUUGACCUUCUGUAUGCUAAUCUUGCUCAUGCAGUGAUUCCUGAGGACCUAGAUCUUUCUCAAGACUCCAUACUGCAAAAUGUCGAUGAACAGACUGUUCGUAGUCUAAAUGGGUGUCGGGUUACUGAUCAAAUUCUAAGAUUGGUUCCAAACAUUCUGAGUUUUCGCACAACCUUAAGAUUCAUAAGAUAUUGGGGCAAGCGCCGUGGGGUUUACUCAAAUGUUAUGGGAUUUCUGGGUGGUAUAAACUGGGCAAUCCUUGUUGGUCGCAUCUGUCAACUGUACCCAAAUGCAUCACCGAGCAUGUUGAUAUCUCGUUUUUUCCGAGUCUACAGCAAAUGGAAGUGGCCUAAUCCUGUCAUGCUUUGCCAUAUUGAGGAGGGUUAUCUUGCUCUCCCUGUGUGGGAUCCAAGAAGAAAUUACAGAGACAGGGGCCACCAAAUGCCUAUUAUUACACCUGCUUACCCAUGCAUGAAUUCCAGCUACAAUGUAUCUGUUAGUACUAGGUAUGUGAUGACCCAAGAAUUCACGCGAGCGUUUGAGAUUUGUCAGGCCAUAGAUGAAGGAAAAGCAGACUGGGAUGCAUUGUUUGAGCCAUAUCCAUUUUUUGAAUCAUAUAAAAAUUAUCUAGAAGUUAAUAUCACAGCGAGAAAUGAAGAUGACCUCAGGAGUUGGAAAGGCUGGGUGGAAUCUCGCCUUCGCACUAUUGUAUUAAAGAUUGAGCGAUAUUCACAUGAGAUGAUCCUUGCACACCCGUAUCCCAAAGAUUUCUCAGACAAAUCCAGGCCCUUACAUUGCUUUUAUUUCAUGGGUCUUUGGAGAAAACAAACCACCCAAACUCAAGAAGCUGAGCAAUUUGACAUCAGGGGAAUUGUAAAUGAGUUUAAGAAUACUAUUUGUGCAUAUCAACAGUGGAAAGAAGGAAUGGACAUUGAAGUGUCCCAUGUAAAAAGAAAAGAAAUCCCUUUGUUUGUUUUUCCUGGUGGAGUGCGUCCUUCUCGUUCUUCUAGAACAGCGCACAAGAACAGCCGUACCAUUCCAACAUGUGAUGUUUCAGCUGAUGAUCAGGUGGGAAACCUAUUGGGCGUUGCCAGUUGUAGUGAUGCUCAACCUAUACCAUGUAAAGGCAGCUAUAUGAAGCAACCAGAACCAGAUUGUGCUGGAGGCUUUCAGUUGCCGGGAAGUACGUCUGUGUUGGCCCCCAGCUUACCCAAUAAAGUAGCUUUGAAUGGGUCUGCUUUUCAUGCAGAAUCUGUUGAGCGUGAACAUCCAGAAUACUAUCAGGAAAGCAAGUUUGCGACUGUGCAGAAUGUUGUUUGCCAUGUAGUCAAGCAACCUAACAGUUUGCUGCCAAAUUCAAACAACGGUUGGCAAUUGUAUGGAUCUGAUUCCUCUCUUAACAGUGCACAAAGAGAAUGUGGAGGCAGUGCUGCAAACAACUUGCUGAACUUAUCCCCAGCUAUUCCAGCCACACCUGAUGAACUUGAUGAGCUGGUAUCCCAUCAUCAAGUUAAUGCUAAUCAGAAAGAUGUAAAUGCUGAACGGAGGCCAUCUUUGGAGAUAGGUUCUGAAAAUAACUUGGAACAAAUAUGCAGUCUGAGGCCCCAAGAUUCUAAUAAUAAUCUGAAGCGCAAAGCCAAUCAAGAGCUCGAGCCACUUGAGCUUACCGCCCCAUCCACUGGUGCUGCGCCGCAGUCGACAGCAACUGCCCCAAGAAAACCACUCAGAUUGAGGUUGACGACUUUGGGCAAACCGAAGCCAGCUGAAGGAACUUCCUGA